AGUCAUUGAAAAGAGAAGGAAGAGAGGCAAGUGGUCAGAGAGAGAGAGAGAGGGAGUGGGGUAACAAGGAGAGCGUGGCUUGCUUUCGGCCAAGCUUGCUGAAGCUGGCCUCGUCUAUGCUGAAUUGGGCAGCGAGGGAUAAAAGAUCUGGGAACAUCUUCACCGCUCCUAAUUGCCUACCUUUUGGCUCGCAAUACAACCUACGCCUCCUCUCUCCUUCUUUGUCCUAGGAAACAAUAGGGUCUUGUACCUUGCAGAGAUAACAUCGAAGCCGGGAGGGAAAAGAAGAAAAAAAUGUGGGAUCUCAAUGACUCGCCUGAUCAGAGACGAGACGACGAAUCAGAAGGCUGUUCUUCCCAGAAGACCUCAUUUGAUGGGGACGAUGACAAGGGAAAAAGGGUCGGAUCCGUGUCUAAUUCGAGCUCUUCAGCUGUGGUCAUCGAGGAUGGAUCCGACGACGAUCAGGACGGCGAUAGAGAAAGAAUGAUCAAGCGGCGUGGCGGCAGCAACAGAAAAUUGUUCGGGUUCUCGUUCACGGAGACCGACCCGACUCUCGUGACCAGGCAGUUCUUCCCGGUGGAAGAGUUAGAAAUGGGGGCUACAUCCGAUGCCGGAGUUUGUCCCACUGCUGCUGUUGCGUUUCCUCGUGCCCACUGGGUCGGGAUCAAGUUUUGCCAAUCGGAUUCGCCAAGCCCCGGAAAGUCAGCCGAGGUCUCGCAGCCCAUGAAGAAAAGCCGGCGGGGACCGAGGUCGAGGAGCUCCCAGUAUCGAGGUGUUACGUUUUACCGGAGAACUGGCCGGUGGGAGUCUCAUAUAUGGGAUUGCGGAAAGCAAGUUUAUCUAGGUGGAUUUGACACUGCACAUGCAGCUGCUCGUGCAUAUGAUAGGGCGGCCAUCAAGUUCCGGGGUGUGGAGGCAGACAUCAAUUUUAGUCUUGAAGACUAUGAGGAAGACUUGAAACAGAUGAGCAAUCUGACCAAGGAAGAGUUCGUGCACGUACUUCGCCGACAGAGCACCGGAUUUCCAAGAGGGAGCUCCAAAUAUAGAGGUGUAACCUUGCACAAGUGUGGAAGAUGGGAGGCUCGAAUGGGCCAAUUUUUAGGCAAAAAAUAUGUUUAUUUGGGUUUGUUCGAUACCGAGAUUGAAGCCGCAAGGGCUUAUGACAAAGCGGCAAUUAAGUGUAAUGGCAAAGAGGCUGUCACCAACUUCGAUUCAAGCAUCUACGAGAAUGAGCUCAACUCUACCGAAUCUUCAAGUGUUAACGCUGCAAAUCACAAUCUGGAUUUGAGUUUGGGCAAUUCAAACUGCAAGCAAAGUAGUGCAGCGUCGGGAAAUGAUAGUUACAGUAGCACUAAUGCUGCAACGGGACAGCGGCCGGCAUCGAUUCAGUUCGUAGCUGAUUGGCGGAAUCGAGGACUUAGGCCAAAGGAAUCAUGUAGCGAAGUCGACGUUGAUGCUCACAGAAGAGAAGGGUUCAUCGAAGCUGAAGCCAUGCAGCUGCUGAGCCGAACGCACAUUCAAUCUCCACCGCCUGGUGAAAUGCCGAGGCACGGGCAAUUCAGGAGGCCUGAAGAGACCCAGAUGCUUGCCAAUUUUCCCACAUACCUUAAUUCACCCGGUUAUCAAGUUCAGUAUCCAAGCAGCAGUACUAUUGGGGGCUUAGUUGCUGGAGAUCUAUCACUGUCUAUUAAUGAGCAACAAUGGCAGUCCGGUCCUCCCCAGUUGUUUGCAACGGCUGCAGCAUCAUCAGGAUUCCCAGCGCAGAUGAGACCCUCACAACAUUGGCCGUACAAAAAUGGAUUUCACUCUCAAAUGAGACCCUCUUGAUCCACUUUGUUUUUCCCUAAUUAACGUCUGCUAAUUUUCCAGGCUCUGCCAAAUUUAUUUGCGAGCCAAGUAAAACAUCAAUGUUUUCACACUUGCUCUUGUUCCAAAAUCAUGGUACUGAGAAACGGAGAGAAAAUAUUUCCGACCCUUUGUGGAAUGAUGGUACUUCAAACUAACAAUACAACGAAAUGUUCAGCCAAA
Molecule: messenger RNA, 2028 nt
Organism: Carya illinoinensis
Lineage: Eukaryota; Viridiplantae; Streptophyta; Magnoliopsida; Fagales; Juglandaceae
Product: floral homeotic protein APETALA 2-like
Exons: 11
Coding region: 295-1827 (510 amino acids)
Biological process (GO): regulation of DNA-templated transcription
Molecular function (GO): DNA-binding transcription factor activity; DNA binding
Source: RefSeq, a predicted model, not a curated record